Molecule: messenger RNA, 10081 nt
Organism: Oryctolagus cuniculus (rabbit)
Lineage: Eukaryota; Metazoa; Chordata; Mammalia; Lagomorpha; Leporidae
Gene: LRBA
Product: LPS responsive beige-like anchor protein
Biological process (GO): intracellular protein localization
Cellular component (GO): cytosol; membrane
Molecular function (GO): protein kinase binding
Source: RefSeq, a predicted model, not a curated record
CCCAGUGGACAUCUCUCUCCAAGCCGUCGCCGAGCGCGGCGGGCGGGCGGGCAGCAGCUGAAGGCGGUCGGGGGUGGGGACUCUGCGCUCCCCUUAGACAGGGACGGCAGCCUCGCCGGCUCCGGCGCCGCCACCUCUCGGGCUCGUCCAGGUCCCUCAGGUGUCCUUGUCCAAGGCCGAGAAGACACCUUGGCAACGUAGGGGCGGGCUCCCUCGGCGCCAGGAGACCCUACGGGUUUGGCGUUGUUGUCAGCCUCGGGGAGAGAGAUUGGACAAAUAAUUCUCCAAGAGGAGGAGGGCGACGCCAAGGACUUUCCGCAUCUACUGCUUUUGGGGUUUUCUCCACAAGUUGCAAGAGAGACCCUUUCCGUCUUGGCGUUGCGUGUGUCGUGCUUCCCACUUGGGCAGCGACUGCUGUCCCAGGGUGACUCCGAGUUGUCCUUUCUCGCGAACCGGCCAUGGCUAGUGAAGACAGCCGUGUCCCUUCCCCGCCACCAACAGGUGAUGACGGGGGAGGUGGAGGGAGAAGAGAAGAGACCUCCACCGGAGGAGCUGCAUUGUCUCUGAAGCCUGGGCUCCCCAUCAGGGGCAUCAGAAUGAAAUUUGCCGUGCUGACGGGGCUGGUCGAAGUUGGAGAAGUAUCCAAUAGGGAUAUUGUAGAAACUGUCUUUAACCUGCUGGUUGGAGGGCAGUUUGAUUUGGAAAUGAAUUUCAUUAUCCAAGAAGGUGAGAGUAUCAUCUGCAUGGUGGACCUGCUGGAGAAAUGUGAUGUCACUUGCCAAGCUGAAGUAUGGAGCAUGUUUACAGCCAUUCUGAAGAAAAGCAUACGCAACCUUCAGGUCUGCACGGAAGUAGGCCUUGUUGAGAAAGUGCUGGGAAAGAUCGAAAAAGUCGACCAUAUACUAGCAGAUCUUUUAGUUGACAUGUUGGGAGUGCUGGCUAGCUAUAAUCUGACAGUUCGAGAACUUAAGCUAUUCUUCAGUAAACUUCAAGGAGAUAAAGGACAAUGGCCCCCACACGCUGGCAAGUUGCUGUCUGUGUUAAAGCAUAUGCCUCAGAAGUACGGCCCUGAUGCCUUUUUCAACUUUCCAGGAAAGAGUGCUGCAGCUAUUGCAUUACCUCCUAUAGCCAAAUGGCCAUACCAGAAUGGUUUUACAUUUCAUACCUGGCUUAGAAUGGAUCCUGUAAAUAACAUCAAUGUAGAUAAAGAUAAACCUUACUUGUAUUGUUUCAGAACCAGCAAAGGUCUUGGUUAUUCUGCUCAUUUUGUUGGAGGGUGUUUGAUUAUAACAUCAAUAAAGUCAAAAGGAAAAGGCUUUCAACACUGUGUGAAAUUUGAUUUCAAGCCACAAAAGUGGUAUAUGGUAACUAUAGUACACAUUUAUAACCGAUGGAAGAACAGUGAACUUCGAUGUUAUGUGAAUGGUGAGCUGGCUUCCUAUGGAGAAAUAACAUGGUUUGUCAACACCAGCGAUACUUUUGACAAGUGUUUCCUGGGCUCCUCAGAAACCGCUGAUGCUAAUAGAGUAUUCUGUGGCCAGAUGACAGCAGUUUACCUGUUUAGUGAAGCUCUCAAUGCAGCUCAGAUAUUUGCCAUUUAUCAGUUGGGCCUGGGAUAUAAGGGUACAUUUAAAUUCAAAGCAGAAAGUGACCUUUUCCUUGCAGAACAUCACAAACUUCUAUUGUAUGAUGGCAAACUCUCUAGUGCCAUUGCAUUUACUUACAACCCACGGGCUACAGAUGCCCAGCUUUGCCUCGAAUCAUCUCCCAAGGACAACCCUUCAAUUUUUGUUCAUUCACCACAUGCACUCAUGCUCCAGGAUGUAAAGGCAGUUUUAACACAUUCCAUCCAAAGUGCUAUGCAUUCAAUUGGAGGUGUACAAGUGCUGUUUCCACUUUUUGCACAGUUGGAUUAUAGGCAGUAUUUAUCUGAUGAGGUCGACUUGAGUAUCUGUUCAACCUUGCUGGCCUUCAUCAUGGAGUUGUUGAAGAACUCAAUUGCCAUGCAGGAGCAAAUGCUUGCCUGUAAGGGCUUCUUGGUAAUAGGAUACAGCCUUGAAAAGUCUUCCAAAUCCCAUGUCAGCAGAGCAGUACUUGAACUUUGCCUUGCAUUUUCAAAAUAUCUCAGUAAUCUGCAGAAUGGGAUGCCUCUACUCAAGCAAUUGUGUGAUCACAUUCUUCUUAACCCUGCCAUAUGGAUUCAUACCCCAGCCAAGGUUCAGUUGAUGCUGUAUACUUACCUGUCCACGGAAUUCAUUGGUACGGUCAACAUCUAUAAUACUAUUCGGCGAGUUGGAACAGUGCUUCUCAUCAUGCACACACUGAAGUACUACUACUGGGCAGUGAAUCCUCAGGAUCGAAGUGGUAUCACCCCGAAAGGAUUAGAUGGACCACGGCCUAAUCAAAAAGAAAUACUUUCUCUGCGUGCAUUCUUGUUGAUGUUCAUUAAGCAGUUAGUGAUGAAGGAUUCUGGAGUAAAGGAAGAUGAACUACAGGCCAUUCUUAAUUAUCUACUGACUAUGCAUGAGGAUGACAAUCUAAUGGAUGUCCUACAGCUGCUUGUUGCAUUAAUGUCAGAGCAUCCUAACUCUAUGAUUCCUGCUUUUGACCAAAGGAAUGGCUUACGUGUUAUCUACAAACUGCUGGCAUCUAAAAGUGAAGGAAUCAGAGUACAAGCUCUCAAGGCAAUGGGCUAUUUUUUAAAGCAUCUGGCCCCAAAGAGAAAAGCUGAAAUCAUGCUUGGGCAUGGAUUAUUUUCACUGCUAGCUGAACGACUCAUGCUUCAGACAAAUUUAAUCACAAUGACCACAUAUAAUGUCCUGUUUGAGAUUCUUAUAGAACAGAUUUGUACUCAAGUGAUACAUAAGCAGCAUCCAGAUCCUGAUUCUUCUGUAAAGAUACAAAACCCUCAGAUACUGAAAGUAAUUGCGACCUUGCUUCGAAAUUCUCCCCAGUGCCCAGAAAGCAUGGAGGUUCGCAGAGCCUUUCUUUCUGACAUGAUUAAACUUUUUAAUAACAGUAGAGAAAACAGGAGGAGCUUGCUACAGUGUUCUGUGUGGCAAGAAUGGAUGCUUUCUCUCUGCUAUUUUAAUCCUAAGAAUUCAGAAGAGCAAAAGAUAACAGAAAUGGUAUAUGCUAUAUUCAGAAUCCUACUUUACCACGCAGUAAAAUAUGAGUGGGGUGGCUGGCGUGUAUGGGUAGACACCUUAUCAAUCACACAUUCAAAGGUCACUUUUGAAAUACACAAAGAGAACCUUGCCAGCAUGUUUAGGGGACAGCAGGGAAAGGUUGAUGAGGAAAUAGGGCUAAGCUCUUCAGGUCCCGUUCCAGCAAUCUCUGGAAUUAGCAGGGAUGUUCCUGCUUCAGCGGGGUCUCAGCAAUCAGACAAGAAGGAUUCCCCCAUCUAUCCCCAUUUUACCAGAAACAGUGGUGAAAACUCAAGUAAUGAAAACACUAGUUCAGUAGAAACGACAUCUAACGUCGAACUGCAGACUCAUAGUACCUCUAUUGAAGAAAGGAAAACUGAGCAGGAAAAUCGGGAGUUACUGGAUGAAGUCACUUUGGAAGAAACACUGACAAAUGAGGAACUGAAUGCAGGUGUUUUAGAAGCAUCUUCUGACCUAAGAGAACCUAUAACUGUUUCCUCUAGUACUUUUGAAACAGCUGGCAAAGAUACAGUGACCAUCAGUGAAGGAACGGCAUCUGUAAGCUCUCCUUCAGAAGGGGAUGCUACAGAGAUGCCAGAAUUAUUGGAUAAGUCUCUGGUAGAAGAGGAGGACGAUGAUUAUGUGGAACUGAAGGUGGAAAGCAGUCCUACUGAGGAAACCAGCCUGCCCACAGAGGGCCAAGAUAAUAGUUUGUCUCCAGCUGCAUCCGAAGGCAGUGAAAGACUGCAUGAAGCUAGUACUGACUGCAAAUUAAUAUUCCAAGAGGAAGACCCUGUUACGGAAAAACCAACUGGUACUGAAGCUCAAGAUUCUGAAGAUCCUGGAUCCCUGCAUGUAACAGCUUCAGAGUCUUCAGCUACUUCUCUAGAAACUACUGUUUCCCAAACAGCUGUGCAGUCAGGCAUGGAUCAGAUGUUGGAGGAAGGAAAGAAAACAGCCGACUCUGCUGGAGAAACCAACUUAGACACUGAUAGUCAUGGUAAUGUUUUUGAAGCUUCUGUUACUUCUGAGCAGAAGAUUGCCAAGUUAGAUGUUUCCAGUGUUGCUUCAGAUACCGAGAGACUGGAAUUGAAGGCUAAUACAAGCAUGGAAGCAGUUCAGCCUCAUCGACAAAUGCUUGAGGUACCAAGGCAACAGGAGCAGCCAGUUCGAGGACCAGUACCAGAGGCAGUCAAUGGACAAAGGAGGGAUUCAAGAUCUACCAUGUUUCGUGUUCCUGAGUUCAAGUGGUCUCAGAUGCAUCAGCGUUUGCUCACUGAUCUGUUAUUUUCGAUAGAAACAGAUAUUCAGAUGUGGAGGAGCCAUUCAACAAAGACAGUUAUGGACUUCGUGAAUAGCAGUGAUAAUGUCAUCUUUGUACACAACACAAUUCAUCUCAUCUCUCAAGUGAUGGACAAUAUGGUCAUGGCUUGUGGGGGUAUACUGCCAUUGCUUUCAGCUGCUACAUCGGCUACACAUGAGCUGGAGAAUAUUGAGCCUACUCAAGGCCUUUCAAUAGAAGCCUCUGUGACAUUUUUGCAGAGGCUCAUUAGCCUUGUGGAUGUGCUUAUAUUUGCAAGUUCUCUUGGCUUUACUGAAAUUGAAGCUGAAAAAAACAUGUCAUCUGGAGGAAUUUUGCGGCAGUGUCUCCGACUGGUAUGUGCAGUGGCAGUAAGGAAUUGCUUAGAGUGUCAACAGCAUUCACAGUUGAAAUGUAGGGGAGAUGCAGCAAAAGUCCUGAAAACAAUUCACAGUAUGAUUCCUGUGGGGAAAUCUGCAGCAAAGAGUCCAGUGGACAUUGUGACUGGUGGAAUAUCUCCAGUAAGAGAUCUUGACAGGCUUCUACAAGAUAUGGAUAUUAAUCGACUUAGGGCGGUUGUUUUCAGAGAUAUAGAGGAUAGCAAACAAGCCCAAUUCUUAGCUUUGGCAGUUGUGUAUUUUAUAUCUGUUCUGAUGGUCUCAAAGUACAGAGACAUUUUGGAACCUCAAAAUGAAAGGCGUAGCCAGUCAUGUAAAGAAACUGGAAGUGAAAAUGAGACUGUAUCACUCCCUGAUGUGGAAAACACACCAGCAUCAUUCAGCCCUUCAACUCCAGCCUCAGUAGAAGAAUCUGAAAGUACAUCAUCUGCUCGAAGGAGGGAUUCAGGCAUUGGAGAAGAAGCCUCUACUGGUUUAGGAAGCAAUGUGGAUGUAACUCCUCAAGCAGCACCUCCGAGUGUCAGUGCAGGCCCAGAUGCAAUCAGUGAGGUGUUAUGCACUCUUUCUUUAGAAGUCAAUAAAUCUCAGGAAACCAGAAAUGAUGGAGGAAAUGAGUUGGAUAACAAGGCUACACUACCAGUUCCAGUUUCAAAAAAUGUCAAUGUGAAAGACAUUCUCCGAAGCUUGGUAAACAUCCCAGCAGAUGGAGUCACAGUGGAUCCUGCCCUUCUGCCACCAGCCUGUCUGGGAGCUCUUGGUGAUCACCUAUCUGUUGAACAGUCUGUACAGUUCAGAUCUUUUGACAGAAGUGUCAUUGUUGCAACAAAAAAAGCAGCAGUCUUACCUUCCACCCUUGCUACGAGUGUACCUGCCAAUGCUGUGAGUGUGGUUUCCUCAGUAGAUUCAGCCCAGGCCUCAGAUGUGGGUGGAGAAUCACCAGGUAACGGAUCAUCUAAUGCAAGAUUGCCUUCAGUUCCAACAGUUGGAUCAGUUCCACAAGAUCCAGUUUCAAAUAUGAGUAUUACAGAGAGGCUUGAGCAUGCUUUGGAAAAAGCAGCUCCUCUUCUGCGAGAGAUUUUUGUAGAUUUUGCACCUUUUCUUUCUCGGACACUUUUGGGUAGCCAUGGACAAGAACUGCUUAUAGAAGGAACAAGUCUGGUUUGCAUGAAGUCUAGUAGUUCAGUUGUGGAAUUGGUUAUGCUACUGUGUUCUCAGGAGUGGCAGAAUUCUAUUCAGAAGAAUGCAGGCCUUGCUUUUAUUGAACUUGUGAAUGAAGGAAGGUUGCUUAGCCAAACAAUGAAGGAUCAUCUUGUAAGAGUAGCAAAUGAAGCUGAAUUUAUCCUGAGCAGGCAGAGGGCAGAGGAUAUUCACAGACAUGCAGAAUUUGAGUCACUGUGUGCCCAGUAUUCUGCAGACAAGCGAGAAGAAGAGAAGAUGUGUGAUCAUUUGAUAAGAGCAGCUAAAUAUCGAGACCACGUGACAGCAACUCAACUAAUCCAGAAAAUCAUCAACAUUCUCACAGACAAGCAUGGAGCCUGGGGAAAUUCUGCAGUGAGUCGUCCUCGUGAGUUCUGGCGCCUUGACUACUGGGAAGAUGACUUGCGGCGCCGGCGACGAUUUGUGCGUAACCCUCUAGGAUCGACACAUCCUGAAGCGACACUAAAAACAGCCGUGGAACAUGCUGCAGAUGAAGAUAUCCUUGCUAAAGGAAAACAGUCCAUCAAGAGUCACGCUUUAGGAAAUCAGAACUCAGAAAACGAGAUCCUCCUGGAAGGCGACGAUGAUACUCUGUCAUCCGUGGAUGAGAAAGAUUUAGAAAAUCUUGCCGGUCCUGUCAGCCUGAGCACACCAGCUCAGCUGGUGGCCCCCUCUGUUGUAGUCCAGGGCACUCUUUCUGUCACCUCCUCUGAACUCUAUUUUGAGGUGGAUGAAGAGGAUCCUAGCUUCAAGAAAAUCGACCCCAAGAUUCUGGCAUAUACAGAAGGGCUGCAUGGAAAAUGGCUGUUCUCAGAGAUACGAUCAAUUUUCUCUCGUCGUUAUCUUUUGCAAAAUACAGCCCUGGAGAUCUUUAUGGCAAACAGAGUUGCUGUAAUGUUCAACUUCCCAGACCCUGCAACAGUAAAGAAAGUGGUUAACUAUCUACCACGUGUCGGAAUUGGAACCAGUUUUGGAUUGCCUCAAACAAGGCGUAUUUCAUUAGCUAGUCCACGUCAACUUUUCAAAGCUUCUAAUAUGACCCAGCGGUGGCAACACAGAGAGAUUUCAAAUUUCGAAUACUUGAUGUUUCUCAACACAAUAGCAGGACGGAGUUACAAUGACUUGAAUCAGUAUCCAGUGUUUCCCUGGGUCAUCACUAACUAUGAAUCAGAAGAACUGGAUCUGACCUUGCCAAGCAACUUCAGAGAUUUGUCCAAGCCGGUAGGAGCUUUGAAUCCCAAAAGAGCAGCGUUCUUUGCAGAGCGUUAUGAAUCAUGGGAAGAUGAUCAAGUUCCAAAGUUCCACUAUGGAACUCAUUACUCCACUGCAAGUUUUGUUCUUGCAUGGCUGCUAAGAAUUGAACCCUUUACAACAUAUUUCCUAAAUUUGCAAGGAGGUAAAUUUGAUCACGCAGAUCGAACUUUUUCAUCAGUUUCCAGAGCGUGGCGAAACAGUCAGCGUGAUACAUCUGAUAUUAAGGAGUUGAUUCCUGAAUUUUACUAUCUUCCUGAGAUGUUUGUCAACUUCAAUAACUAUAAUCUUGGAGUGAUGGAUGAUGGGACAGUAGUGUCUGAUGUUGAACUUCCUCCUUGGGCCAAAACCUCAGAAGAAUUCGUUCGCAUAAACAGAUUGGCCUUGGAGAGUGAAUUUGUUUCCUGUCAGCUUCACCAGUGGAUUGAUCUCAUUUUUGGCUACAAACAGCAAGGACCAGAGGCUGUCCGAGCCCUCAAUGUGUUCUAUUACCUGACCUACGAAGGCGCUGUCAAUCUGAAUUCAAUAACUGAUCCAGUGUUGAGAGAGGCUGUCGAAGCUCAAAUCCGGAGUUUUGGACAGACGCCCUCUCAGCUCCUCAUAGAGCCCCACCCUCCCCGAGGUUCUGCCAUGCAAGCCUAUCUCCUCCUGCAGAGUCCACUGAUGUUCACAGACCAAGCCCAGCAGGAUGUUAUCAUGGUCCUAAAGUUUCCCUCCAACUCCCCUGUCACUCAUGUGGCAGCCAACACCCAGCCGGGUUUGGCAACCCCUGCUGUGAUCACAGUCACUGCUAAUAGGCUAUUUGCCGUGAACAAGUGGCACAACCUUCCUGCUCAUCAAGGUGCUGUACAAGACCAGCCAUACCAGCUGCCAGUGGAAAUCGAUCCUCUCAUAGCCACCAGUACGGGAAUGCACAGGAGGCAAAUCACUGACCUGUUGGACCAAAGUAUUCAGGUCCAUUCCCAGUGCUUUGUCGUCACUUCAGACAACCGCUACAUUCUCGUCGGCGGCUUCUGGGAUAAGAGUUUCCGAGUCUACUCUACAGACACAGGAAAAUUGAUCCAAGUUGUGUUUGGCCAUUGGGAUGUCGUCACUUGCCUCACUCGUUCUGAGUCAUACAUUGGGGGAAAUUGCUACAUUCUCUCAGGGUCACGUGAUGCAACCCUUCUGCUGUGGUACUGGAAUGGAAAAAGCAGUGGGGUUGGAGAUAACCCAGGCAGUGAGACCACAACUCCUCGGGCCAUCUUGACAGGCCACGACUAUGAGGUCACAUGUGCAGCGGUGUGUGCAGAGCUGGGCCUGGUGUUGAGCGGCUCUCAAGAAGGGCCGUGCCUCAUACAUUCCAUGAAUGGAGACCUGUUAAGGACCUUGGAGGGCCCUGAAAACUGCCUGAAACCGAAGCUCAUCCACGCCUCCAGGGAGGGUCACUGCGUCAUCUUCUAUGAAAACGGCCUCUUCUGCACCUUCAGCGUGAACGGAAAACUCCAGGCCACCACGGAAACCGAUGACAACAUAAGAGCCGUCCAGCUGAGCCGCGACGGGCAGUACCUGCUCACAGGGGGAGACCACGGCGUGGUGAUGGUCUGGCAAGUGUCUGACCUCAAGAAGCUCUUUGCCUAUCCAGGCUGCGACGCCGGAAUCCGGGCCAUGGCUCUGUCCCACGACCAGAGGUGCAUCAUUGCUGGCAUGGCUUCAGGCAGCAUCGUUCUGUUUUACAACGACUUCAACCGGUGGCAUCACGAAUACCAAACCCGCUACUGACGGUGACGACUGCACAGCAGCCCUGCCCCCGGCUGGGCAGGGGCGUCCCCAAGCAUCGUUCUGUUAGAAAUAGCUGUCACAUCUGAAUGUAACUGAAAUUUGCUCGAAGAAGCAAAAUAUUUUUUAAAGUCAAUUGCUAUUUUUGUAGACUUUGCUUGACACUUGGGGUGGGGGGAGGAUAGCAAAGCAGAAAACUGGCCGCUGGGUUCUGUAGUUUAAAAAAAAUCUAUAUUUUUAGUCAUAAUAAGAAAUCUAUUUUCACCAAUUAUGGAAACAUACAGUGGAGCGGGCAAACCCACGGAUUCUAGCUCUAUUAUGAAAACGUUUCCCGUUGAGGCGUAAUCUUGAGAAACACGUGAUUUGAACAUGGGAAAUGGGUUGUAAUACUGGGGCAGGGGGAUUUCAUUGCUGUACUUCGGGUCCUGUAUUUUUCCAAAUUGUGCUUCUUCAGGACUGAAUUCCUGGGAUUUAAACAGGAAGGGUAAAUUAUGGUAAAUGUAAUUUAAGACAUCUCAAUGAAUUAUUUCUAUCAAUAUUAUUCUUUAAGCAUGUUUUAGUCAUAGAAAAUUAUGAUUUGGGGAAGGCUCUUUUAUUUUAUUGUGUGGUUAACAUAAAGGAUCUUAAGUUAUAGCAAGUGUGAAAUAUUUACCUUUUUUUCCCUGAUCUGUCGUCUUCAUAGCACAACACAGUGAAAUUAUGGAAAGGCUCUUGGGCUCACAACCUUCAUUUUUCUGUUGAAGUAAAUGCAAGUACCAAAGCUCACCUGAGGUCUGACUGUGCGGCUCCCCCUCCCCCCAGCAUUCCAGAACGGAGGGCCACCAGGUGCUGUGUGAAGCAACACCUGUUUUAUCUUCUAUUUGUUAUUGAACUCUCUCCACCUUCCUUUUGAUUAGCAAUUUGUACUAAGAAACAAUGUUAUUUUGGUGUUGUAUAAUUCUACUUUUCUAGUAGACUGCUGUAUGGAAUUCUGUGAUAAACAUUUGAGAAAAGGUCUGUAUUGCAUAAAUAAAUUCUUUGUAUGUUGUGAA